CGCCUUUUUGAAGAACCUGAUCCAAGUAUCUGUUCCUCUUCGCUACUUGACUUGACAAAUGGAGUGGAAGGUUACUUUCAGAAACCUUUACGCUUUUACAGUCAGCAAGACGCUGACCCCUCCAAAGCUAAAAUGCAGGAUAUUCGUUUUAAAGGAUCUUUAAGCCAUUCCAACGGGUAGCCUAACUAUACUUUAAAAUAUAUUUGGUCGUUUGGAUUAACGGAGACCUCGGAUGAUAAAAUGGAAACAAAGUUACACACCCAGUUUACGCCGGUUAAGGACUUUUGCCGUUUUUCCAUGGGGUGCCAUUGGGGUGCCACGUUUUUGCAUUAAAUAGGCGGAUGCCUGCACUAAACCAUGCCAGCAUCCGAGCUACAAUUUAAUUCCGUCUGCGACGUCAGCCUAUAUUCUUCGAUUAUUCACGUCUAGUCAAUAGAAGUGAAGGAAACCUUCGUGCCAAACACUCCUUAAAACAUGACCCCAAGGAAACGGACUCACCUACUCCUUUCCGCCGUCCUGACGCUGUCGUUCAUUAUAGUUCUCGUGGCGUUUCAACAGCGGGACAGAAAUGCGCACAGACGCACCCCAGAGCUCCCAUCCAGCCCCGAGCGCCCUGCGCGCGCAAAAACGGGACCGGCGCACCAAGUGGUCUCAGAUAAGAGUGAAGACCCGAGAAAAGAGACGUCAAAGACACGCGGCCCGCCGGUGUUACAGACCAAGGACAUUUUCCUCGCGGUAAAGACCACGGGCAGGUUCCACAGCAGCCGCCUGGCGCUCCUGCUGCAGACGUGGAUAUCCAGGACUAAGGAACACACAUACAUCUUUACUGAUUCCCCAGAUGCGGAGAUCAGCUCUAGAGGUUUCAACAUCAUCGCCACGGGCUGCUCUCCGGAGCACAGCCAUCAGGCUCUGUCCUGCAAGAUGGCUGCCGAGUACGAUCACUUCAUAGCCUCCGGAAAGACUUGGCUGUGUCACGUCGAUGACGACAACUACGUGAACCCCGAUGUGCUGCUGUCUUUUCUCGCCGCGUUUCCAUUGGACAGUGACAUCUACGUGGGCAAACCCAGCCUGGACCGACCAAUGAAAGCCCAGGAGCUGCUAAAGGGAAACAAGACGAGGGAGGUGGAGUUCUGGUUCGCCACUGGUGGAGCAGGUUUUUGCAUAAACAGGAGGCUGGCAGAGAAGAUGGCGCCAUGGGCGAGUGGGCCAAGGUUUGAGCAGACCUCAGCGUUAAUCCGGCUGCCUGAUGACUGUGUGAUGGGCUUUAUCAUAGAGCGGCGUCUUGGUGUCUCCAUGAUACAGAGCAGCUUGUUCCACUCACACCUGGAGAACCUGAAUCUGCUCACGCCCAGAGACGCCCGCACACAGGUCACUCUGAGCUAUGGGUUAUUUGAAAAUAAGAUGAACAGUGUGGAGCUGAAGGGGGUGUUCACAAAGGACGAGGAUCCAUCUAGGUUUAAAACGCUUCACUGCCUCCUGUACCCUGUAACCACUUGGUGCCCGUGACCCCCCGAAUCCCAGACGUAACCCUGGAGAGUUAUCAUGAGAUCAGUGGCUAGCAACGCUAGCUAGCUAUGCACUGCUAUGCUUGUAAAUGACACGGACUUUGCAUUCAUGCCUGUUUGCCUGUAAGCUUUCUCCCUAAGGCGGUGUUACAAUAAGCCAGAGCAGGCUGAGAAAGCUAAGUGAUUACUUGAAGGUGAACUGAGUUUCCGAACUCCCUAGGGACUACCGCAGGGUUCUGGCGUCUGCAGUGUGCUGCUGAUGCCAGCGGAAGAGCGGUAACACUGCGACAGCAGCAGCGAGACAUGCACACGGCACACGCGGUGUAAACAACAGUGUAACAAUGCUGGUAUGUUGCUAUGGUUUUAGUCAACCAAUCAGAAACCGGCAUGCUUCUUCGCUGACCCGUGGUUGGGCCAGGCGUAGCUAGCUGUCUGCAUUGUCUAGCAGUGCAAAUUGGCGAUAAGGUUGGGACUGGUGGCCAUCAGUCUGCAUUUGCCAGUGAUAAAAUCUUUUUGAUUGCUCUUUAUUGUAUUGACUUUAAUAUCAGUUUUUUUUUUUUUUUUUUAAAGAUUCUGUCAAGAUACACUGAAAUGUGUUUCAUUGUGUGCCACGGGUAUGUGGUACGGACCAACGUCAGAGUGCAGCAGGCUGUUAAUGUAGUGACUGUUAACCCUGACCAGGUCAGAGUGCUGAAUGCUAAGUCCUUUUAGUUUUUAGUGCUGCAACAAGACUGUGCGUUUGUGUGCGUGCUGCUCCAAUAAUGCACAAAGUCACUUCACCUGUUUUCUGCAAACAUGAAACGUCUUUAAGCUCGCAUCAUGAGUGGCUGGACUUACAAAAGCAAUAAAUCAGUUGCAUAAAUGUGCUGCUGUAUUACCACCCAUCACUCCCACCUCCUUUUCUUCCCCCAAGGGAGAUGAUCUUAUUUCUGAGGGAGAUGACCCGCUACUCAUGCCAUUUUGCCAUCACCCACUUCAAUAAAAUGGGGUCAUUGGCAUUCACCACACUGGCAGCCUCUGGGACAGAAAUAGACUAAAGUAAAUGAGCCAGAGUGAAGGAGCUGCCUUCUUAAUUUCUGCCUUCGGCUAACCAUCCUGGGUUGUGCUGGAGGCGGGAUGAGGGACACAUGUAAGCAGCACGAACUGCAGACUGGAUCAGGUUAAAACCGGGCUGGAUGUGUGUGUGUGUGUGUGUGUGUGUGUGUGUGUGUGUGUGUGUGUGUGUGUGUGUGUGUGUGUGUGUGUGUGUGUGUGUGCAUGCCCACGUGUGUGUGGGGUCAGUACACCCAGUUGGGGUUGAUCCUCUUGAUGAAGGCCAGAUGGACAGACAUCACUUGGCAGAGUAACCGCACACACCUGCCAGCCCUGUGCUCUCUGCCGCCCCAGGGCCAGAGAAGAGGAAAGCUGUCUAGCUGUGCUAGACAGGAAUAAUGAACAACAGAGCAGGAGACACAUUUAUCAUCUUCAGCUUCCUCUCCUCUUCAUCCUAAAUGGCUUCUAUUAGAGCAGUGCACUGGAUGUCCAAUCUAGCAGAAACAGCCGUAGAGGAGGAGCUUCAUUAAGACCUGCGCCUGAUUCACCGUGCCUCUCAAACACACACAGAUAAGACGAACCCUCUGGGGACCAGACACCUGCUGCAGUUAAGAAAUGAUGGUUAGCCAAUGAAGAGGUGCAGUUUCUUCUUUAGCUUGACAUUUGAUUGGUAGAGCAGCUGGUCACUGAGUGCUCAGGGUCAGAGCUGUACAGGGACGAGGAUGGUGUACUGAUAUGAACGUACGUGCACACACGCGCGCGCACACAAACACACACGCGCACAUGUACACAUGCGCACACACACGCGUGCAUACACA
Electrophorus electricus (electric eel) is the source of this 3355-nucleotide messenger RNA. It is a transcript of the gene mfng, whose product is annotated as MFNG O-fucosylpeptide 3-beta-N-acetylglucosaminyltransferase. Gene Ontology annotation, cellular component: membrane. NCBI's taxonomy places the organism in Eukaryota, Metazoa, Chordata, Actinopteri, Gymnotiformes, Gymnotidae. Gene Ontology annotation, molecular function: glycosyltransferase activity. The record is from RefSeq and is a predicted model, not a curated record.